AUGGAUAAACUGGAAACUCACAAGAAGGCAUAUAAGAAGACAUUCGAUGAUCCCCGUAGAAAGCGUGAGGAGCAACAAGCUCAAAUUCGCAAGCAGCAACGUGACGAACAAUUAAUUAAGAGACGUCAAGCAAGUGAAGUUGGUAAUUUGAGUGAUGCUGGAGGAAAUGCAACAGGUGGGAAUGUCAGUGCAGUAUCUGGAAAUGUAUAUGGAGUUGAGCAUAUACCUAGCUUAGCACAAGGUUUGAUGAGUGAAGAUUUUAAUAUUCAAUUUGAAGCAACUCAGGGACUAAGAAGGCUUUUAUCUCGUGAGCAUAAUCCACCUAUUCAGGCUGUAAUUGAUGCUGGUGUAAUCCCAAGAUUAGUUUAUUUUUUAGGAGAUUAUGAACAUCCAAAUCUACAGUUUGAAGCAGCUUGGACUUUAACAAAUAUCUCAUCAGGAACAACAGAACAGACAUGUGAAGUUGUUCGCCAUGGUUCAGUUCCUAAAUGUGUUGAGCUACUAAACAGUCCUAAACUAGAGGUUAAAGAACAGGCAAUUUGGACAUUGGGAAAUAUUGCUGGAGAUUCUGCGAAUUGUCGUGACUUAGUUCUCAAGACUGGAGCUUUACCCCCAAUACUACAUUUGAUUGCCCAAGAGGCUGGUAUUAUUGAUGGGGGGAAUAUGUCAGCCUUACAAAAUUCUACACCUGGAAAUAAAGUUAGCGGAAAGACAAGUAUUUUAAGAACUGCAACUUGGACAGUGAAUAAUUUGUGCAGAGGUCGUCCAUCUCCUCCAUUUGAACUAGUAUCUUCUGCUUUACCAAUAUUAUGUCGCUUAUUAUAUUAUUCAGAUUUGGAGGUAAUGACUGAUGCCUGUUGGGCCUUAAGUUAUAUUUCAGAUGGAGCUAAUGAUAGAAUAGAAGCUGUUUUGCGUAGUGAUGCAUGUCCUCGUCUAGUAGAACUACUAGGUCAUCCUUCACCAUUAGUACAAACUCCAGCUUUAAGAUGUGUAGGGAAUCUUGUAACUGGGGAUGAUAGGCAAACCCAAAUGGUUUUGUCAUGUGGAGUAGUGAAAUACCUUUUACAACUUUUGUCAUCUCCAAAGAAGGUAAUUAGGAAGGAAGCAUGUUGGACUAUUUCCAAUAUUACUGCUGGGAAUAAGGAGCAAAUCCAGGAGAUUAUAGAUAAUGGUCUAAUUACUCCUUUAGUUAAUCUACUUAAUACAGCGGAGUUCGACGUGAAAAAGGAAGCUGCAUGGGCAAUAUCCAAUGCUACAACUGGUGGAACUCCUCAACAAAUAGAAACUCUUGUUAAUUACGGUAUAACAAAACCUUUAUGUGAUUUAUUGGCUAUUGAAGAUGUUAAGGUUAUUGAAGUAGCUCUGGAAGCUAUUGAAAAUAUUCUUAAGGUAGGAACUCUUAGACAGCAAGAACGUGGAUUACCAGAGAAUCCCUUCUGUACCUUGGUUGAACAAGCAUAUGGUUUAUCUAGGCUUGAAAAACUCCAAGAAGCUCCAUCAAAAGCUAUUUAUGAAAAGGCGUUUCAUAUUAUCGUCUCUUAUUUCCCAUAUGAAUAUGAAGAUGAAGCAGAGGAAGCUCAAGCAGCUCCUCAAGCUAAUUUUUCCUUUGCAAAUGAUACUCCACAGGGUGGUUUCAGAUUUGACUAA
This is a messenger RNA of Cryptosporidium muris RN66, 1647 nucleotides long. Its product is annotated as importin alpha, putative. Gene Ontology annotation, biological process: NLS-bearing protein import into nucleus. Gene Ontology annotation, molecular function: protein binding; nuclear import signal receptor activity. The coding region runs from base 1 to 1647 and encodes 548 amino acids. The record is from RefSeq and is a predicted model, not a curated record. NCBI's taxonomy places the organism in Eukaryota, Apicomplexa, Conoidasida, Eucoccidiorida, Cryptosporidiidae. Gene Ontology annotation, cellular component: cytoplasm; nucleus. The transcript has a single exon.